Sphenostylis stenocarpa is the source of this 711-nucleotide messenger RNA. Lineage: Eukaryota; Viridiplantae; Streptophyta; Magnoliopsida; Fabales; Fabaceae. The record is from the annotation of a GenBank genome assembly.
AUGUAUCCUGCAGUAGAUGACCAUGAUGAGGUAUAUGCAGCUAAUCAUAGCCAUCCAGGCUAUAUUGUACCGGUGGCGGUGCCUCCAGCUUAUGGCCCUCCACAGAUACCAGCUUUUGCUCCUCCAUAUAUCAGCACCAGUGUGAGGGGUCCUGUGAUCAGGACACAACGAUGGUCAACUGGUCUUUGCCGUUGUCUUGAUGAUCCUGGAAACUGUUUGGUCACUUGCUUCUGCCCUUGUGUUACAUUUGGAUUGAUAGCAGAAAUAGUAGACGAAGGCAAACAAACUUGCACUUGUAAUGGGGCUAUUUAUGGGACGCUACUAGCUCUGAGUGGGCUCGCAUGCUUGUACUCGUGCUACUACAGGUCAAAAAUGAGGGCACAAUAUGACUUGCCAGAGGCUCCAUGUAUGGAUUGCUUAGUUCAUUUCUGCUGUGAAACCUGUGCCCUAUGUCAGGAGUAUAGAGAACUUAAAAACCGUGGAUUUGACUUGAGCAUAGCAUCUUGUAACUGGAAUACAUUCAGUACUAUCAAUAUUAUAACAAAGGAGAGACUCGUUGGCAACUUUUGGUUAAUCAUGAAACUAACUUGUUGUGGGGCAAAUGAACUGAAAUAUAGGUUGGGAAGCCAACAGGGUAAGACAAGGGCAAGGAGCUACAGUGCCGGUAAUGUCACAGUCUAUGACAAGAUGAAAAAAGUGCAACCUCUUUAG